Penicillium brevicompactum is the source of this 690-nucleotide messenger RNA. RefSeq lists its product as uncharacterized. The transcript has 2 exons. The record is from RefSeq and is a predicted model, not a curated record. NCBI's taxonomy places the organism in Eukaryota, Fungi, Ascomycota, Eurotiomycetes, Eurotiales, Aspergillaceae. Bases 1 to 690 code for a protein of 229 amino acids.
AUGUCUACCAUAGCUUCAAUAUCGCGCAACCACCAAGAGCCCCUUCAACCGCUGUCUGAUCCGGUUGCUAUCCGGUCCGAUCUCGUUGCCUCAGAAGAGACUGACCUUCGCCUGUACCCCAAGGCCAGCAACAUGUCAGCAGCUGAAUACACCAUCAAAAAUGCGUUUACGGGCUCCACGAUCUUUUCGGUGACAGGAAAAAAGUAUGGAUCUAGUCCAGGUCGCGAAUUCCGUGACUCGAGUGGUCUCCCGUUAUUUGACCUUCGUCGGGCUGGAUUCUUGAUCAGGCCUUGGAAAGUCCGGUUGCCCGGAGACGAUAGUAAAAACCUGGCAGCGAUAUACAUGAAAGGUCCUUCCAAGAAAAUUAUUCUGGACAUUGAGGAGAACCAAGCUAUUACGACCAGCGGAACUAAGAGGGUCGACGACGAGAAGAAAGUCACCUUGAAGGUUUUUCGAAAAACGGCUCUUUACACCUUUGACGUCUUGGCUGGCGAUAAAAAGGUAGCUCAUAUUCAGGAGAACCCGGAGUUAAAUCGCUCCGUGGGCCACUGGAUGUCGAGCCCAUAUGAUUACGUCCCACCUAGACGUAUCUUGGAUAUUCGAUUGGCAGAAGGAUUGGAUGCGUCGAUUGCAGCCCUGAUUGCAGUGUUCAUAUCAGACAUGUUUUUUGGAAAUGAGGUUGAGGCCUAA